UAUACGUUGCUGUACUGCUCAUUGCGCAUAACUAAUCAAUAUCUUCCAUAUUCCAUACAUACCUGUGCAUAACUGUUGGUGGCUUUAGGUGGCUUUCUACAUGAGAGUUCUUUGUCGUGAAUUUUGAUCACCCAUGUCUACAAUGACAAGGAAGGUGCAAGCCCAGCGAAAAUUCGCGCAGGGUGCAUACAUCCCGUCAAAAGUGAAUAACAACACCAACAGCAAUGUCAGUAAUCUAACAGUUGAGCGUAAGACUGACUUGCUAUCUCCAAAGGAAACGACUGACCACAAAACCAACAAUAUUUUUCGUAACAAUAGUUCGGCUAAAAGCCUUCUGGACAUUGUCUGCUUUUUAAAUGUCCAUACACAUAUGCAACCUAUUGUGUUGCUAGAAAGAUUACAAGAAAAUCCUUCAACAUCUUUACCCGGUAUUUUAAAUCAAGUGACACCGUUGGGAAAACCUCAAGAUAUAUUACCAAACCAUUCAGUUCUUCAAAUAUCAAAAUCAUCACCUAAGAAACACUGUAUGAAAUUAAGAUCUGCAAGGAUUACUAAUAAACGUGUGAAAAGAUUAAAUGUAAGGAAAACCAAUGUAGCAAAGAAGAAAAUUAAUUCAAAAAAGACCAGGAACAUUAUUUCAGCUAUUAAAAGAUCUGAUGCUACAGGGUCAUAUGAUUUUAAUACUGAAGAUGAUAAACCUUUAACAUAUUUCACCAGAAGGUAUAAGGCAGGAAAUAACAAGAAGAACAUAAAAACAACUAGAAAGCGUAAAAUUUUACGUGCAGUUAGAACAGAUAACAUUCCAGCGGUAGACCCUGCUAUGAGGCUGUUGGAAAAUGAAGGUCCUUGCGGUGUAAAUGAUGUAAAUCAUGACGCCACUAUAAUAGAAGAUAACAUUCCAGCGGUAGACCCUGCUAUGAGGCUGUUGGAAAAUGAAGGUCCUUGCGGUGUAAAUGAUGUAAAUCAUGACGCCACUAUAAUAGAAGAUAACAUUCCAGCGGUAGACCCUGCUAUGAGGCUGUUGGAAAAUGAAGGUCCUUGCGGUGUAAAUGAUGUAAAUCAUGACGCCACUAUAAUAGAAGAUGCCGCAGAUGCAAUGAAAUCUGAAGAAAUAUUACCAGAGACAACUCCAUCUUAUGAGCAAGAUAACAUUCCAGCAGCAGACCCAGUUAUGAGUCCGUUGAUAAAGGUCUGUGAUGAAAAUUAUGCUGCUUCUUUAUGGAAAGAUGAACCUGUUGCAAUGAGUAUCGACGAAGUUGUAAAAUCAUCCGAGGUCUUUGUGGGACUGCAGCGAGUGGAUUCACCGCUUCCUCGGGAUGACCCUAUUAUGAGUGUGGAUGAACCCGAUAUCAAAAACUCAGUGCUUUCUCAAGAUGACUCUACAGCACCGAGUGUGGAUGGACCUGUAACACCGGCCGUAACCUCUUUUAAAACGCAGUGUGAGGAGUUACAGCUUCCUCGGGAUGACCCUACAACACCCAGUGUGGCUGAACCUGUAAUAUCGGCCGUAACCUCUUUGAGAUCGCAGCGCGAGGAGUCACCGUCUUCUGACGAUGACCUUAUUGCACUGAGAUUGGAUGAACCUCUAAUAUCGGCCUUAACCUCUUUGAGAUCGCAGCGCGAGGAGUCGCCGCCUUCUGACGCCAAUGAAGUAAGUCUUGAACUACCAACUGGUCAAGGCGGCAACGGAGAUAUCGAAAUUGUAGAAGAUAGCGUAGAUUGGAUCAGUACUGAGGGAGAACAAAAUGUUGAUAAUACCGGGAUUAACAACGCAUUAAAGCGAAAACAAGUUGCAAAUCGAUUUAAAGUUCCUCAGCCUCCAAAGCGGAAACAAUCAUCACGGCUUCAAACAGUUGCAGGCCGUCAAAGAAACAGUAAUAAGUCUGAAAUAUCUAGUACGAGCGCUUCUCAGUGUAUAUCCAGUCGUUUUAACACCUUUAGUGACAUAUUGAAUUGCCUACCGAAAGUAUUAAAUAACCGUUGUAAGGCCUGCGUGUAUUGUACUGUUGUGGAUAGAGCAUUGCAAAUCUGUAAAAUAACAAAACUUCUUAAUAUAGACACGUCUGUUCCUUUACAAACAGAAGACAGUUAUGAGUUUAGUGCUGACAGCCACUCUAAUUCAUUUCAAGGGACAUCAUAUAUUAAUACACGUAAAGGACGUUCCAGACAAGCGUUUAGAAAUCAAAGUGUGAACACAGGCAAUAUGGAAAGUGCAAAUAUGCCCUCACAAUGUCCACCUUCACUACCUCGUCCACAAUCAAAAGAUCAACUUCCAUCUCCUCGCCGUCCACUCCCAUUUAAAAGUUUAUAUUUGGAUUACUCGGAAAAAAGCAAUAACAUCAUUGAGUUCAAAUUGUCUUGGCAAGAGCAUAAAAAAAAAUUUACAGUGAGUGCAAACAAAAUUCCUAGAUCUCCAGAUAUAGUAAUAACAAAGUUAAAUUCAGCCACAGAUUCUAAUAUUUUUUAUUCAAUUCUUGGACAAAUGGAUAAACUACCUCUCAAUACACUGGUUAGAAGUUUAUCGAAUGCAAUAGAACAGACGAGUCAUUCAGUAAUUAAUAACGACGACGGUGCGAUUCCGAGUACGUCGAGAGGACCUAAUCCAGAACCAGUUGUUACAGUGCAGACUUCAAACAAUUUUGAUACUAGAGAUAGAGGAGGCCAUCAAGCCGAGAAACCAAAAGCAGCCUUUCCCCGUCAUAAUAGCAAGGCUCAACAAGUCGACGCACCAAUUUUUUACCCAACUGAGGCUCAGUUUACGGAUCCGAUUGCAUACUUCAAUGAAAUCAAGCCAACCGCAGCUAAAUUCGGAUUAUGUAAGAUUGUAGCACCAGAGACAUUCAAAUCGCAGUGUGUUUUAAAAGAUGAAAUGAGAUUUGGUGUGACUAACCAAUAUAUUUCACGUUUUUAUACCCGUUGGGGUCCGGCUUCGAGAGAAAUGUGCGCUAUGAAAGCAUACUUAGCUACGCAAAGUGUAGUAUUCACGAGAUCACCAUUGCUCGACGGCAUCGAAGUAAGUCUUCCAAAAUUAUACGAACUCGUGCAACGGUGCGGUGGUCUCAAGAAAGUCAUAGAAAAGAAACGUUGGAGUCGUGUAGCCGAAGAAAUGCAACUUACCAAAUCUCCGAACAUUGAGAAGAAAUUAGAUUUAAUAUAUGUUAAAUAUAUUUUACCCUAUGAUACACUGUCUAACAAAGAACGUCUAGAAAUGAUGAAAGUCGUAGAAGUUUACUGGAAUAAGAAAAAUAAAAGGAUGCUUGAUAGAGCAUUAAAUCCCUUGCACAGUCAAAAACGUAUUUUGGGUGAAUCGGAAUCGUCUGAAGAAGAAGAUGUCGAUGAUUUGAAUGUUACUGGAGCCUUCUUUGGGUUCGACGAUUGUAUUCUCCCAGGCAGACAUAUGAAUUUGGCUACAUUCAAAAAGGUCGCGAAUAAAGUAAUGAAGACAUAUUUUACCACACCUAACCCUACUACACAGGAAGUAGAGAACGCAUAUUGGAAAUUUGUCCUUCUAUCCAAAGAUCACGUGUGUAUCAAUACUGCGUCAAUAGAUACUGGAGUAAAAGGAUAUGGAUUUACAAAAAAUCAUCGAGAUAUUAUUGGGAAACACCCGUGGAACCUGAAGGUGUUAAGUGGUAAUGCCGGCAACGCUCUGAGAUAUUUGGGUUCCGUAAUGGGUGUCACUGUACCGACACUACACCUUGGCAUGGUGUUUUCAACUAGCUGCUGGCACCGAGAUCCCCACGGCCUGCCUUGGAUUGAAUAUAUGCACUCUGGACCCGCCAAGAUUUGGUACGGGAUUCCUGAUGAACAGAGUACAAACUUCCGAAGAGCGGUCGAGUUGCUCUGCCCUACAUUAUGUCAAAAUAAGUCUAUUUGGCUGUCAUCUGAUUUAGUCAUGAUCCCACCCAAUCUACUCUUAGAGCACAAUGUGUCUCUUUCAAGGGUGGAACAAAAGCCUGGAGAAUUCAUUUUGGUCUUCCCCAAUGCUUAUUCUUGCUCAAUAUCUACAGGAUACACUGUAUCGGAGAGUGUGUACUUUGCCACUAACCCAUGGCUGAAGACUAUCCAUCAAGUUUUUCAGGAGUUGAAAGAAAGCUGCGAACCAACGAUGUUUGCCCUAGAACACUUCUUAUUGGCGGCUGCACGAGACCCUCGCUCUCCUCUGUCGAUUCUACCGGAAAUAUAUUCCAGCCUCAGUAUCAUUAUCAGAGAGGAACUCGACAACCGUGCUGCCAUAAUGCGCUUCAACGUUCCGAUAAAGUAUUCAAAUAAGAGUCGCCACUGCAAACCGUCCCGUAAGCGACCAGCGAGAGCGUGGAAUGUUCGCGAACAAGACGAGUGCGAAAUCUGCCGCGCUACAUUAUAUCUCUCCAGGGUACGAGGACUACCAUCAAAAAAAAAAAAUGUUUGUCUCCAACACGGCCGACGUUUACUAGAGAAUUCUCGGCAAAGCGAGCGAGAAGCAUCAAUAGAGAUGGACGUCUUUGUUUCGGAACAAGAGUUGGACAAUGUUUUACAAGGCGUCCAGAAUCGAUUAGUCGGCUAAAAUGUGUCCAAAACUAAUAAAACAGUACUUUGUUUUAUCACAUCGUCUUAACUAAUCCCUGAUUAUAUAAUCUUUUGGUUAUAUAAUCAAGGAUUUCUACCUGCAUUUUACUUUGUGUAAGUGGUCAACAAAAUUUUUAAAAUGAAAUGAAAUCUUUUAAUUUCUCAGACCUAAGGAAUUCGAAUUUCGUUUGUACCAUGUUUUUUUUUUUUUCAAAUUUACUAUCGUCCUGAAAUGAGUCUUAGUAUUCUACUUAGCUGUGUUACACCGUACUUCACUACACUGCAAUUAGAAUUGCCAAUUUUUUUCUUUUUAUUCCUUCAAGUUUAUCUAUAUGUAUAGAUAAAUCAACUUGAAGUUCUGUCUGUUAUAUCGAAAUAAUUUUAUUGGGCCAUUUUAUUAAACAAAUUCAGGCGAAGCCGUGGCGGCGGGUCGCUAGUAUAUGAUAUUUCCAUCUACCGAAUAAAGUCUAAUAACAAGCAAAAUUCCUUCAACCAUUAUUUAUACAUAUUUCACAUUGCAAAAAAAAAACAACAGCUUCUUUUUUAUUCAUUAGAGAAAAUACGUAAGUGAUGUUUUAUUAAUAAACUAGCGAUUAGUCCCGGAUUCGCCUGACUUGGAUCUAUUAAUGUGACUAUGAUGUCUUUUAAACUUUAUCUGCUAGCUCAAUAGUAAGUUCAAUUAUGAAAUAAGUCACUUACUAUCCCGAACCAUCAAUAUGUUGAAAAAAAUGGCAUAAAACAAAGUAUUGUACACAUUAUGGAAAUAAGUCUUACAAAAUACCAGCUUAAAAGAGCAGCUCAAUGCUAACAGCAGCAUUGCAUGUUAGUCCUCGUGGCUGACAAUGCAUCUACAUUUUAAUUCGCUAACGAAGAUAGAUGUAGAUGUCUAUGGGCCACAGCAACUACUUACCAUCAGGUGGACUGUGUGCUCGCUUGUCCCCCUAAUCCUAUAAAAUAAUUCAAGUUUUGGGAUCAAUUAACAUUAUUUCUGAGAAUUAUUGGAUACAACAGGGUACUUGAGUUUUAUUACAUACUAAAUUUAUAAGGUUAUUCGUAAGUUUUUAUAUUUACUCUGAAGAGUUGAUAGCAUUUAAUAAUCCCAUGUACGAAAUGAAUGAAAACUUGGUGAGCAGCACAAUUGAAGUAUUCCAUUUUUAUUCAACUUUACGCCAAAUAUUAGAGAUUACGUUUUUUUCUAGAAUAGGAACGAUUAAUUUUUUUCAUUAUAUAAAUUUAAGAUACCUUGAAGAUAAUUUGAAUUUAGUUCAUAUAAUUUUUAAAUGAAUCACCAAAUUAUCUAAAGUGCAGUCAAUGUAUUAAAAAAUACUAUGUAUUGUCAAUUAAUUUUGUAUUCAAAAUUUAUGGCUCUAUAGCGCAGUUAUUUGUAUGGUGCAGCCACGCUUACGAUCUGUGGGAUCAAAUCCUGCACAGAACAAAUGUUUGUGUGGUAUGGUCUAAGAAUAAUUGUUCCGUAUCUUGUGUCUAGGUGUUUGUCCGUGUGCAGUUUUGUGUCUAGGUGUUUGUCCGUGUGCAGUUUUGUGUCUAGGUGUUUGUCCGUAUGCAGUUUUGUGUCGAGGUGUUUGUCCGUAUGCAGUUUUGUGUCGAGGUGUUUGUCCGUAUGCAGUUUUGUGUCUAGGUGUUUGUCCACGUGCAGUUUAUCUAUGUAAAACGACUCCACGUUAUAGCAGAUAUUUUCUGGUAUAGAAAUAUUUAACAAGUGGUAAAAUUAAAAAUUUUGUACAACCGACUUCAAUAUAAAUUAUUAAGGAUAACUCAAAACUACUGGUCAAACCUUGAUCAAAUUUAUAUGAGACCACCUGGCCAGGCAUUUG
Molecule: messenger RNA, 6380 nt
Organism: Parnassius mnemosyne (clouded apollo)
Lineage: Eukaryota; Metazoa; Arthropoda; Insecta; Lepidoptera; Papilionidae
Source: the annotation of a GenBank genome assembly